This is a messenger RNA of Erpetoichthys calabaricus (reedfish), 974 nucleotides long. Its product is annotated as ankyrin repeat domain-containing protein 66. The record is from RefSeq and is a predicted model, not a curated record. The transcript is spliced from 5 exons. NCBI's taxonomy places the organism in Eukaryota, Metazoa, Chordata, Cladistia, Polypteriformes, Polypteridae. Gene Ontology annotation, molecular function: protein binding. Bases 326 to 910 code for a protein of 194 amino acids.
GGUCGAAACUGUUGCCAUGGUUAACGAUAACUGAACAAAUCAAAAACGCAAGGACACUUCUAUAGAGAGUAUAUUGCUUUUGUUCUGGAUGUGGUGCUGGCCUUCCUGAAGUUAGAUGUCAUUCCACAAUCAUGCCUUGGCCCCAGAGAUGAGCGAAAUCUGCCAUGUGAAAUCUUGGCGAAGUUAAGGAGUUAUGGCGAGUAAAUAAGACAUAUGUAAACCAGGGAGGGACUGUGAAACAGAAUUUCUUAAUGCCACUGAAAAGUAAAAUGGUGUGAGGGAGUAUGUCAUCAACGCUGAACAGAGGGAGUCUACAUUAGUCAAGAUGUCAGAGAUGAUGAGAUUGCACCAGGCUGCAGCUGCUGGGGACGUUGAGCUGGCCACUGACAGCUUGAAAAAGAACAUAUGUAAUCCAAAUUAUAAAGACAUUGAUUGGGACUACAGGACUCCUUUGCACUGGGCUGCACUAAAAGGACACACUGAAAUUGUAAAAAUUUUGAUUGAAAAUGGAGCUCGACCAUGUCUCCAAACAGAUGCUGGCUGGACUCCAGCACACUAUGCUGCAGAAUUUGGACGCCUGGGAGUUCUUAAAGUCCUCCACUCAAUGCAUGCACCUAUUGAUAAGAAAGAUCUGUUUGGUGAUACACCAUUAAGAAUAGCAUCCAUUUAUGGACACAGGGAUUGUGUCAAGUUUUUAGAAAUUGCUGAGCAAGAAUGUAAGGAUUAUCGCCUGACAGCAGAAUUAAAAGGGAUACCCUUGGACGAAAUCGAUGAAGAAUGGGAGAAAAAGAAAGACAUGGUAGAGCGCAGGAGAAAUUCAGAUGCACUAAAGAAGUACAAUGGAGCCUUGAAGUCAGGUUGUAAUAAGGGAUCAGAAUUAAAUAUGAAAUUGGAAAAAAAUACUUUGUAGAAUGUUGCUUUGUAUACUCCUGUUAAGAUGUAGUUAUUCCAUAUUGCAAGGGUGCAAAAAUAUU